Messenger RNA from Colletotrichum fioriniae, 1404 nucleotides. RefSeq lists its product as uncharacterized. Lineage: Eukaryota; Fungi; Ascomycota; Sordariomycetes; Glomerellales; Glomerellaceae. The record is from RefSeq and is a predicted model, not a curated record.
AUGUCGGCCAACGAUACUCAAUUCUUCAAGAAAUCCUUGAGAUCUGAAUACUGGAUCAACUUCAAUGUCGACAAAAAGUUCAGUCUUGCCGGUGUUGAUGGACCCGAGCUCGAUAAUAAGGAAAGGGAACUGGUCCGUACGUGGGCAUCGACCAAGGAUGCCACCAAGAUACCAGCCCAAGCCCAACCUUCAUCUCUUUACCGUCCCAUACUCGACCCUUUCGAGAUCCGCGUGCUCGAGAUCUUGCCAGGCACUGGCGCCGACAAGUUACGUGGCCGUCUCCGUCACUGCUCACUCGAACUCAAGGCAAGCUUUGCUCUCGCUGUCGAUGGAUCUGCAGCGCCAAUGGUGUACACGGCGCUCAGCUAUACAUGGGGCCCAAAUGUGUUCGAUGAGACAAUUGAGUGCGAAGGUCACGUCAAGAAUAUCACAAAGUCCCUCGCGCUUGCUUUGAGGGCUUUUCGGCAAGAACACUCCUCGGUGGUGAUGUGGAUUGACCAGAUCUGCAUCAAUCAAGACGACAAUGAAGAGAAGGCACAGCAGAUACCCCUGAUGUCGAGGAUCUACCAGAAUGCGAUGAACACCGUCAUCUGGUUGGGUGAAUCAACUUCGAAUUCUGCUUCCGCCAUAAAGCUGCUGGAAGACGUUAGGUUGCUUUUGCAGUUCACGGAGAAGACUAUCGGUCCGGAUGAUUUCGAGGGGCUAAAUCUUCCCUCCAAGGACUCGGAAGUUUGGGAAGCCUUCAAGAAUAAGAACGACCUGCGGCUGUAUGGUAUUUCAGUGGACACUAUUGCAAAAGUCAGUGCCACCUUCACGAAUCCAGAACUGAGUCUCGACGAUCCAACCACUGCCAACGAAGACUUGAAAGACAUGCGCUCCUUUGUCACAAAGCUAGAAGAGUAUCCAGGCAGUGGAACCGUCUUUUCUGCCUUCUGGCAGACCCUGGUCGCCGGAAAAGACGUGACCGAAAUGGCCAAGGCGCCGACGGCCUAUGAAGAGGUUAUAUCUCUUCUCCUCGACGAAUCCACAGGGCUGUCCCCGUCGCUCCCGGGACAAACGUACUCUGCACGACAGAGGCGGCCAGCAGGCAAGGGGAAGUUGGAGCUAGCAAAUCUCAAGACACGCACGGCAGGAAAGACGUUCCAGGAUGUGAGGACCUCAAUGGUGCAUGCGGUGCGGAAUCGUAGGCUGUGCUUCACUGAUAAGGGGUACUUGGGGCUGGUGCCGGAGACAAGCAAGGUGGGGGACGAGAUUCACAUUUUGGACGGUUGCCAUAUACCAUACCUUCUGAGAAAGGUUGAUAACAGGAGGCAUAGGCUAGUUGGAGAGUGCUACGUGCAUGGGAUCAUGAGAGGAGAGGCUGUUCAUGAUGAUCAGAGCAUGGAUGAAAUAGUCUUGAUGUGA